CGUUUAUGGAGGUUAAGCCUCUUCCGGUUGUAUAGCACACCGAGCAAAAUGGGUAAGCCUCGUGGUCUUCGUACGGCACGUAAACACGUAAACCACAGACGUGAUCAACGAUGGAAUGACAAGGAUUACAAGAAAGCUCAUUUGGGAACAAGAUGGAAGGCUAAUCCGUUUGGCGGUGCUUCCCAUGCCAAGGGCAUUGUUUUAGAAAAAGUGGGCGUAGAAGCUAAGCAGCCAAAUUCUGCUAUUCGUAAAUGCGUAAGAGUACAACUUAUUAAAAAUGGUAAAAAAAUUACAGCCUUUGUACCUAGGGAUGGUUGUUUGAACAAUAUUGAAGAGAAUGACGAAGUUUUAGUGGCAGGUUUUGGUCGUAAAGGUCAUGCUGUUGGUGACAUUCCAGGAGUCCGAUUCAAAGUAGUAAAAGUUGCUAAUGUUUCUUUACUUGCACUUUACAAAGAGAAGAAAGAACGACCCAGAUCGUAAAAUCAUGUAUUUCUAAUUGCACAUAUAAAAUUUUUUAAAGAAA
Messenger RNA from Colletes gigas, 523 nucleotides. RefSeq names its product 40S ribosomal protein S23 (gene RpS23). The record is from RefSeq and is a predicted model, not a curated record. Gene Ontology annotation, molecular function: structural constituent of ribosome. Gene Ontology annotation, biological process: translation. The transcript has 3 exons. NCBI's taxonomy places the organism in Eukaryota, Metazoa, Arthropoda, Insecta, Hymenoptera, Colletidae. Gene Ontology annotation, cellular component: ribosome; cytosolic small ribosomal subunit. Bases 49 to 480 code for a protein of 143 amino acids.